UACAAUCAUUCCAGGAAGCUUUUUUAGGUCGGCUGUUUCCUGCACCUACGCCACCUUGUUUACCGUACGCUUUGUCGUUGUCGAUCUUAGUCGUCUAUUAAAAACUUGUUUUAAAACGAGUAUUCAUUCAGCUUUAGUGAGGUGUGUGUAGGUUAAAAGGCGAAUCAUGAAGUUCUUGUACCUGAGAGGUGCUGUGUUUUUCACCUUCAUACCUGUAGUACUAAAUCUCAGACUUGUGGAUGAUGGGCGCUCUCUGAACUGUACACAAGAGAAAGUACAGUGCACAGCCGAGUUCAAUAAUUGCAUGUAUAAAGAAUGGCUCAUUCCUUCAAAUUUCACUCCUAGUGGGCCAGAUGAUUUAACAGUGUAUGUUGAUGUAAGAAGCAAUAUGAAAGGUGAUUUGGAACCAGUGAUUGUGGCAGAAUGGAAAGCAAAGGAUGAUGGAAGCAUAAUUCAUUUGAAAGGAACAGAGCUUGGUGUGAUGAAGUCAUCCACCAACGAACAUCUGUGUGUUCAUUACAAGUUCCUCAAUGCUUUUAAGUCCAUGAGAAAUAGUGCCGGCACAAAGUGGUCUUUUUCUUUGGAUAAAGUUGUAGUAGAUCCAGACAGCACAUAUGUAGUGACCGUCUCCAGCCUUCCCAAGCCGAAUUUACAACACACGAGUUACAAUAUCUACAGAAAGGUUAAUGUUCCAGGUUGUGACGAUCCUUUGAUGCAAACGACCAAAAUCUGUUUUGAAAGAGGGGAUACAUGGAGGCCCAAUAUUACUGUAGGAAGGGCCACAGAUGUGAAUGGCAAGGAUACUCUGUAUGUUGCAUUUAAUCCUGGAGAGAACGUAGAAAAAUACAAUGUUUUUCUGACAUGCAACAGGGACACCCAAAUGAAGACUCUUUAUAAUGAGAGCAAGCCAUUACUAAAUGUGAAAUAUGACCUGGAGAACUGGCCACGUACAUGCUGUAAUUUUGAUGUUCAGAUCCAGCCAUUUUUCCGGAAGUGUGGCAACGACUGUCGUCGAAAAAAUCACAAUUUUUACAUAUGUGGUCCUGUACCAACAAGCCCUCCUGAGAACAACUCAGCACUCUGGAUCAUUUGUGUUGGAUUGUGUCUCUUAAUUUGUGCCGUUGGUAUUUGUGCUAUUUAUUUGCGCUGCAGAAAACCCCUGAAAGGUGAAGAAAAGCCAAAGGAAGAAGCACCUCUAGAACCGCCAGUUUCAUCCGGUCCUCGAUCUGUAUUAAUCAUCUACUCCAGAGAUCAUCCCCUUUACACAGACAUAGUCCUGAAGCUUUGCGCCUUCCUGCGGGCCAAAUGCGGCAUUGAGGUUGUGCUAGACCUACUUGACACGACUUGGCUUGGCACCAUUGGCCGUCUACAGUGGCUUGAAGAAAAAAAGCGACAGAUUGAGCAGUCGUCCAACAAGAUCUUGGUCCUUUGUUCCCGAGGAGUGCAAGCCAAGUGGGGGGCGAUGUGUGGAGAGCCUCGCAUCCUCCUCCGGGAAGACGUGUGCUCUCCGGUCGGUGAUAUGCUGACUCUCGCCCUUCAGCUGAUUACACCUGAUAUGCAGCGUCCGGCUUCCUACGGGAAGUAUUUGGUGGCUUACUUUGACGACGUAAGCAGCGAAGGCGAUGUGCCGUCUAUGUUUGACAUUGCGGUCAAAUAUAAGCUGAUGAAGCAUUUCGAGGAGCUCUAUUUCCGUAUCCUCGAUGUGGAGAAGUAUCAGCAGGGAGUGAAGCACUGUAUCGAGGGUAUCGGAAAGGACGAGUACUUCAACUGCCCCUCGGGCGAAGCCUUGAGGAACGCAAUCGAAGCAUUCCAGGCGCACCAAAUGAAGAAUCCAGACUGGUUUGAGAAAGAGUGUGUGACCAGCGAGGAGGAAGUGAGAGGGGAAGCUGAUCGACUUCUUGAGAUGCCCAUGCAGCCGAUAUAUGAGUUAACACCCGUGCUAAACAUCGGACUCCCGAUUCUUGUGAAGGAGGUAGACAGCAAUCAAGAGUCCCAAAGCAUCUGUGCUGUAAUUCCCCAAAUUCAAGAGAACCCUGAAGAGUCGUCCGUGAUGAUUAUUAAUCCAAGAGUCCAGCCAGAGCACAGCGAAGUACUUUCCUUUAUUCCAGCAAUGGAACGUCCUCUUGAAUUACCCAGCGUGACUGGUAUUGGGUCACCAAUGGACCCACAAAUGUACCCUUGUCUCCAUUAUGAACCAGGACCAGUGGAAACCACACAUCCUCCUUUUGCGUUUCCAAUGGGGGAACCGUCAGAUAACUGUCUGACGGACAGCAGAAAGUGCUUUUUAAUAGCACCUCCACCAUCAAUGGAGGACAGCUUCCAUCUGUAUCAGGAGAUGGAUAUGUCCCAGCCAGUGGAGAUGGAGGAAAGUGAGAUGGAGGGUGCUUCUGAGAUGAGACCAUCACGAGGGUCCGAUCAGGGAUAUGGUUCCAGGUAUUCCACAGUGAGGGAGGACCCCAAGUUUCAACAAGACCUUUCCUCUCUGGCCAAGUUACAAAUGGACCUCUUCUUGAACAGCCCGAUCUCUUCUGGUUUCUGCACCAAGCCUAUGGAGAUCUGAAUUUUAUGUGUGUCUUUUGGCUGUUUUUUCAUUUGCAGUGUGCUGUAGCACCGUGGCAGGAUGUUCUUGAACAGUCUGUGGUUGGUCGUCACUCCUAAAACAUUCAAACUAUUUGUGUCAACAGAAACAGACUAGAUGGACGAGUUCAAUAAUCAGCUGUUUUAAAAGUGAUUACAUGUUAUAUAUUUAUCAUAAAUAAUUAGACGUAAACACAAGAGUGUGAUCAGUUCACUUUUACUGUGGAGCAGAACAAGUACCUUGUGAAACAGCUUGAUAUAGAACAGCACAUCACAUGAUUUUAAGCUUACGUUUAGCUACUGAACACAAGUCUUAAGUAAUUUGGUUGGGCUUGCAAUGUUACAUUUGUAUAGUUUUUUCAUAUUAAUUGCUCAUAUGAAAUGUUUUGUUGUAUCGCACUAUUUUUUUAAUUGUUCAUUCCAGUUUAACAGCUAUAACCAUCUAUGGAAGUUUGUAUAUAAUAUUGUAUAAGUAAAUUUCUAAAUUUAUAAAGCAGCAUUCUUUGGUAAUCUUCUGUCGUGUGCUUUUUACUCUAAUUUAGUUAAACAAUCACUUUGCUUGCAUCAAAUUUCAUCCAACUUUGGACUACAAAUAAUUUUUAACCAAUUUAACCAGGAUGCUUCCAGACCCUUGCAGCUGUUGCAGUGCAAAUAAUGUCUUAUGUAAACAUAACUUAAAUUGCAAACUAAAGCCCUUGUAAGAAAAUUCUCUGUAAAACAUUUAUGUGGAUAAAUAGAGAGAGGUGGGGUUGGAAGUCGCUUUCCUUAUCAAAAAGGUUACGUACAUACACUAAAACCUGUAGUUUAAGAAACAUGCGUAGUAUGCAGUGGUAUAUAUUUGUCAGGUUAAAUACUGCGCAAUGAGGCACAAAAAUCCCAUAAUGCACUUUCGGCCUGCAUAUUUAACACGUUUAGCUCACCCUGUACCCCAAUCCUCAAAGCACAAGAGUAAUAAUAUGUUAGAAUAGGAUGCACAUUUGUUAGUAAUUACAUGUUGGACUAGCAUAUAUAAUACUCUGUUUU
This is a messenger RNA of Sinocyclocheilus grahami, 3600 nucleotides long. RefSeq names its product interleukin-17 receptor A-like. The coding region runs from base 167 to 2560 and encodes 797 amino acids. NCBI's taxonomy places the organism in Eukaryota, Metazoa, Chordata, Actinopteri, Cypriniformes, Cyprinidae. The record is from RefSeq and is a predicted model, not a curated record. Gene Ontology annotation, molecular function: interleukin-17 receptor activity. The transcript is spliced from 11 exons.